Messenger RNA from Zychaea mexicana, 4992 nucleotides. RefSeq lists its product as uncharacterized. The record is from RefSeq and is a predicted model, not a curated record. Gene Ontology annotation, cellular component: RNA polymerase I complex. Gene Ontology annotation, biological process: DNA-templated transcription. Gene Ontology annotation, molecular function: DNA binding; DNA-directed RNA polymerase activity. NCBI's taxonomy places the organism in Eukaryota, Fungi, Mucoromycota, Mucoromycetes, Mucorales, Lichtheimiaceae. The coding region runs from base 1 to 4992 and encodes 1663 amino acids. The transcript has 10 exons.
AUGAACAUCUCAUGUCCAAUUGGAUCCGAGAUCAAUUCGGUCUCGUUUUCAUUUUACCAGCCACAUGAAAUCAAGAAAAUUUCGGUCAAACAAAUUGUGAAUCCUGUGCUGUUUGAUGCUCUCGGUCAUCCAACGAAAGGUGGUCUAUACGAUCCAGCACUUGGCCCUUUCCAAAAGACACAAAUCUGUGGAACUUGUUCUCAGAGUCACCACAACUGCCCAGGCCACUUUGGUCACAUCGAACUUCCCGUGCCGACGUAUAACCCAAUGUUUUUCGAUAACUUGUAUGCCCUUAUUCGAGCCAAAUGUGCAUACUGCAACAAGUUCCGCAUGGGACGACAUAUGAUGCACAAAACCGUUGCGAAAUUGACGUUGCUUCAACAUGGUCUGAUCCGCGAAGCCCAGGCUUUGGAUGAAAUGAAUGUUGAAAGCAAAAAGACCGGAAAAAAGUCAAAGGAUGGCGAGCAUACUCUCGAAGACGAGGUGGAAGUAAACGGAAAGGAAGCCGAAGAAGCAGACAAAGCACUCGACCGUAUGGACAAGUACGUCAAGGAUUGUAUGGCCGAUACAGCCGCCCGCAAAUUCGCCAGCGACAACUAUAAAGUGACAGUUAUCAACGAUGCCCGUAAACGGGUCAUGAUGGAGUUCAUGAAAUACUGCGUCACGUCAAAGCGCUGCGGCAACUGUGGAGGCAUCUCGCCACCCAUUCGACGUGAUGGCGCUGCCAAACUGUUCGAGCUCAAUCUUUCGAAAAAGGACCAGAUGACAAUGCGAGCACGAGCCAGCGCUACUACUACGAGGGAUGCAUCGGACAGCGAUAGCGACGACGAUUCAUCCUCAGGAGCAAAGAAGUCAUCGUCAGCACUUGGCAGCCAACGAUACUUGAAUCCGAUCGAAGUACGCAAGAGCAUUCAGGAUUUGUUCCAGGAGGAACCAGAGAUUACGACAUUGUUGUAUGGCGCAAGAAACCCCAGCGUCCCAUCCCAAGUUAGACGAGCAACAUACCACAUGUUCUUUAUCGAAGUCUUGUCUGUUUCGCCCACACGUUUCCGCCCACCUUCGGUCAUGGGUGACAAAUUGUUUGAAUCACCUCAAAACGAACUCUUGAGCAACAUCUUGAAUGGCGCACAUCAAGUCCGAGACGUCUCCAGCAAUCUGCAAGAGGCUAGCAAAGAGGAUCCCGUCAAUAAGAGACAAGUUACGCGUCUUCAGGACAUGUUUGUCAACAGCCUCAUCACGUUGCAGCACGCCGUCAACUCCUUCAUCGAUUCGACAAAAAACCCGCAAUCAUUUGGUCAGAACGCGCAGCCACCAGCUGGCAUCCGUCAGGCUUUGGAGAAAAAGGAGGGUCUGUUUAGAAAGCACAUGAUGGGUAAGCGUGUUAACUAUGCUGCGCGCUCAGUCAUUUCGCCCGAUCCAAAUAUCGACACCAACGAAAUCGGUGUACCUCCCGUCUUUGCCAAAAAGCUGACCUACCCUGAACCCGUCACGGCACACAACAUCAAGGAACUGCGACAAGCUGUGAUCAAUGGUCCCCUCAAGUGGCCAGGUGCAACCCACGUCCAGCACGAAGACCAGUCAAUUGACGUACUUGCCAAUUUGUCGGUGGAAUCGCGUAUCGCUCUUGCCAACUCGCUGUUGGCACCACAGAGCUCGCAGGCAGCACAAGGCAGCAACAACCCUUAUGCUACGCGUACCCAGACGAUCAACAAAAAGGUGUUCCGUCACUUGCGCAACGGUGACAUGCUUUUGCUCAACCGCCAGCCUACUCUUCACAAGCCAUCCAUCAUGGCUCACAAAGCGCGCGUGUUGCCUGGUGAAAAAACGAUUCGUAUGCACUACGCCAACUGUAACACGUACAAUGCCGAUUUCGACGGUGACGAAAUGAACAUGCACUUUCCGCAAAACGAAAUCGCUCGUGCUGAAGCCGCCCUGAUCGCCAAUACUGACAACCAGUAUCUCGUACCAACCAGUGGUAACCCUUUGCGUGGUCUGAUUCAAGACCACGUUGUUUCCGGUGUGUGGAUGACAUCGCGCAACACUUUCUUUACCAAGGAUGAAUACCACCAGCUCUUGUAUGGAUCCCUGCGUCCUGAAGCCGACAAUACUGGCAACGGUCGCAUUUUGACCAUGCCUCCGACCAUUUGGAAGCCUGUUCCCUUAUGGACCGGAAAACAAGUGAUCUCCACGAUUCUUCUGAAUUUGACCGUUGGCAAAUCUCCACUCAACAUGAAGUCAAAGAGUAAGGUCCCAGGUCGCUUCUGGGGUCCUGAUGCUAAAGAGGAAGAAAAUGUGAUGGUGAUGGAUGGCGAACUAUUGAUCGGUAUUCUUGACAAGUCGCAGUUCGGCGCUUCCGCAUAUGGUCUGGUGCACUCGAUUUAUGAAUUGUAUGGUCCUGAAUCCGCGGGCAUGAUCCUCAGUAUUUUUGGUCGCCUUUUUACCAAGUAUAUUCAGUCGCAUGGUUUCACUUGUCGUAUGGACGAUUUGCGAUUGACUACAGAAGGUGACAAAUGGCGUCGGGAUUUGCUGACGGAUGGUCAAGGCCUUGGUCGGGAAGCACACCUUGAGUUCCUUGGUCUCACUGAGACGGCCAAGACGGCUUCGAAAGAAUCACUUAAGAAAGAAUUCAACUUGCGUAUGGCUGAAGUUGCUCGUGAUGAUAACAAACUGGCUGGUCUGGAUAACGCCAUGAAAUCCAAGGUUAACAAGCUUACAUCGUCUAUCACUGAACAGUGCUUGCCCAACGGCUUGGUUCGUAAAUUCCCUGACAACGACAUGCAAAUGAUGACGGUGUCUGGUGCCAAGGGCUCCAACGUCAACGCAGCCCAGAUCUCAUGUAUGUUGGGUCAGCAAGAGUUAGAAGGUCGACGUGUACCGUUGAUGGUAUCGGGUCGCUCUCUGCCAUCCUUCAGACCUUACGACACAAGCGCACGAGCCGGUGGUUUUGUUGCUGGCCGUUUUCUGACUGGUAUCCGUCCACAAGAAUACUAUUUCCAUUGUAUGGCUGGUCGUGAAGGUCUUAUUGAUACUGCUGUCAAGACCUCUCGUUCUGGUUAUCUGCAGCGUUGUUUGAUCAAGCAUAUGGAAGGUUUGCGUGUACAUUAUGAUCAUACUGUUCGUGACUCGGAUGGCUCGAUCCUGCAAUUCCAUUACGGUGAAGACUCGCUGGACGUCAUCAAGGCCAAAUACCUCAACGAAUUCAGCUUCUCUGCCCACAACUAUGAGAUGCUGUCCAAUAAAUACAACCCCAAGGCUGCGCUCUCGUCGCUCGAUACCAAGAUUGGUGAAGAGUAUGCCAAGAAAGCCCUCAAAAAGCCUAGCAAGUACGAUCCACCGCUUUCCAAGUUCAAUCCUGCAACUCAUUUGGGUGUUGUCUCUGAAAAGUUCGCAUUGGCCAUGAAGAAGUACGUUGAAGGAAACCCAGACAAUAUGCCGUUCGACAAGAACAGCGAAAUGACCAAGAACAAUGAACGAUUCGCAUCGCUCACCAAGGCCAAGUUCAAGGCAUUGAUGCACUUGAAAUACCUGCACAGCUUAGUCGAUGCUGGUGAAGCUGUUGGCUUGUUGGCUGCACAAUCGGUUGGUGAGCCAUCCACACAAAUGACGCUCAACACUUUCCAUUUUGCCGGUUACGGUGCUGCCAACGUCACCUUGGGUAUCCCUCGUCUUCGUGAAAUUAUAAUGACUGCCGCCAAGGUUAUCAAGACACCUACCAUGACCAUGCCUAUAAAACCUGAAGUAUCUCCCGAACAAGCCGCCGACUUUUGCAAGGUUGCUACCAAGCUCACUUUGGCACAGAUCGUGGACGAUGUUUCUGUUACUGAGUCGAUGACUUCCAAAUCUGCUGAAAACAACUACCGCCGAUCCAAGGUCUACACAAUCCGUCUCAACCUGUUUGACGAGAAGGAAUAUGAGGAAGAAUACCGAGUACAUGCCAAGCGUAUCAAGGAAGUCCUGGCGACUACCUUCUUGAAGCAGCUUGAGGAGGUCAUUCGUAAGGAUAUCAAGGGCUCACGCAAGGUUGUCAACAUUGCAGAACCAUCCAAGGUCAGCGACUCAAGCAAGGAUUCGGAGGAGGAUGACAGUGCAAAUGUUGCAGCAGCAUAUGAUUCCGAUGAAGGCGACCAGGACGCCACAAACACUCGAUUAGCAUCGAAGACAAAGGAGAAGGCCAGUUACGACGAGCCGGAUGAUGAAGAUAUAGAGGUGGCAGAAAAGUUAAAGACGCUCGAAGACGAAGAAGCUGAAUUGGAGGCAGUUGCACAGAGCGGACAAGAUGACGAAGAGAUGCAAGAGGCGGCUGACAGCACAGGGGAGAAGAACUGGGGUCAGAGUGCUAUCAACAAUAGCCAGUAUGUGACCCGAUGGGACUUUGAUGCCGAGAACGGUGCAUGGUGUGAAAUUGAUAUGAAGUUCCCCGCAGAUACCAAGAAGAUUUUGAUGGCGAGCUUGAUUGAAAAGGUCUGCCCUCGUGUUGUUGUACAUGAAAUCAAGGGUAUCCAGCGCUGCUUUGAAUAUCUCAACCGCAUCGAGAACGACACUUCGAAACAAUUACAAACUGAAGGUGUCAACCUUCGCGGCAUGUGGAACCACAGCGACUUGCUUGAUAUCAACUUCAUCGAUACCAACGACAUUGCAGCCAUUCUCAACACAUAUGGUGUCGAGGCUGCCCGUAAUGCCAUCAUUAAGGAAAUAGCUGGCGUCUUUGAAGUAUACGGUAUCAAGGUGGACCGACGCCAUUUGACUCUGAUUGCAGACUACAUGACAUUUGAAGGUGGUUACAAGCCAUUCAACCGCAUGGGUCUUGCAUCCAACACCUCGCCCUUUUUGAAAAUGAGUUUCGAAUCAACUUGUAAAUUCUUGACGGAUGCCACAUUACACGGCGACUUUGAUACGCUGGAAUCCCCAUCUGCGCGUAUUGUGAUGGGCAAGGUCGUCGAAGGUGGCACCGGCUCAUUUGAAGUAUUACAACCUCUCACCAGCACAGCAUAG